AUGUACACAGUUUCACAAACAUGGUGGAUGCUUGCUCAAGCGGUACUGUGGAAUAUUGGCCUAGGGCCGUUUUUUGCACGGACCUCACCGCGCUCGGUCGACACUACCGCGACGUCGGGCCAAUAUUUCCUAGUGCGGCCCUCGAGCUCGGUUGUUAAGAAGUUAUCUAUCCUUUACCUUUUAGACGUCUUGAUCGUUAAUCGUUAUGAAUACUACGAGAGGCUCACUAACUUUGAUGUCAGAGUUGGCGUCAACACAAACAAUUUACAGAACCCAACAUGUCAUGACCGCGUGGGGACUGUGGGCCAGGGACAAUUCCUCACCGUUCAGUGUGAUCCACCAAUCCCAGGACGAUACGUGUCCGUGCAGAUGUUUGGAGAGGGAAUCCUUACGUUAUGUGAGGUGUUUGUUUACUCCAGAGUCGGUGCCAUGGCGGAUCUGUGUCAGCUUGAUAAUGGCGGCUGUCAACAGGUUUGUUAUAACCUGUGUAACCUGAAAGUCCAGUGUGGCUGCUGGCCUGGUUACAACAUCGCUUAUGAUGCCAAAACCUGCAUUGACAAGGAUGAAUGCCAGACAAACAAUGGAGGUUGCGAUAUUACAAAUGGUGUGUGUAUCAACACCCCAGGUAGCUAUCUUUGUGCAUGUAAACAGGGAUACGAGCUGAAGGAGAAUAGCCAAUUGCUCUGUGAAGGUAAGGCCAGGAACUGAUCAACUUCACCUUCUAGUGAGUGUAUAGUAUCAAUGAGACUUGCGCGUGCACCUAUAUUCAAAGCUACUACAGUUCAAACUCUUAAUUACGGAUACCAAAGGGACAGACCUGAAUGUCCCAGGGGUAGCCGCAUUAGACUUAUCCUGCGAACACAGACGUAUUUCCGGCUGUCGUUUGUCUCCACCGAAAUAAAGUCUGCGAACCCAAGCCAGGAAACGAUUUCUCUGACGUAAUGACUUUUGUGGGUGUCUGGAAAACCCGAAUAGCGAAUAGCGAAUAGUCGCGAAUAGCGAACAGCGAAUAGUCCCGAAUAGCGAAUAGUACGAAUAGUGGCCAAUAGUGGCACAUAGUGGCACAUAGUGGCAAAUAGUAGCAAAUAGGGUACCCAGUAUCUCGCAGUCAACCUCGUAGCAACUUAGGAUGGAUUUUCCCGCAAAAAAG
Orbicella faveolata is the source of this 1150-nucleotide messenger RNA. RefSeq lists its product as uncharacterized. Lineage: Eukaryota; Metazoa; Cnidaria; Anthozoa; Scleractinia; Merulinidae. Gene Ontology annotation, molecular function: calcium ion binding. The record is from RefSeq and is a predicted model, not a curated record.